CUGCUUGAUUUAGGUGACGUAGUCGUCUGAGAGGAGGAGCGGUGUGGCCGGCAGAUUGUUGGGAAACUGCGGCCUGGUCUGUGGAGUUCGUAGACGUUCUUGGUCACGAUGCCUUCAAUAAAGCUGCAGAGUUCUGAUGGUGAGAUUUUUGAAGUAGACGUUGAAAUAGCAAAACAGUCUGUGACUAUCAAAACAAUGUUGGAAGAUUUGGGGAUGGAUGAUGAAGGAGAUGAUGAUCCUGUUCCACUUCCAAAUGUUAAUGCUGCCAUUCUAAAAAAGGUGAUCCAGUGGUGUACUCACCACAAAGAUGACCCUCCUCCACCUGAGGAUGAUGAGAAUAAGGAAAAGAGGACAGAUGAUAUUCCCGUAUGGGACCAAGAAUUUCUUAAAGUUGACCAAGGAACACUUUUUGAACUUAUUUUGGCAGCCAACUAUUUGGAUAUCAAAGGAUUGCUUGAUGUCACCUGCAAAACAGUGGCCAACAUGAUUAAAGGCAAAACACCAGAAGAAAUCAGAAAGACAUUCAACAUAAAAAAUGACUUUACCGAAGAGGAAGAGGCACAAGUACGCAAAGAAAACCAAUGGUGUGAAGAGAAAUGAGCUGGUGGUGUGUCCCUUUGACAGUAACACACUGUAUGAUUUGUUCUAAAUAGUUGCACUGCUCUGUUUAUAAUAGACAAGUCAGCUCAACAGCUUACCAUUUAGCAGCAGGGUGUUUUGCUGCAUGUUUUUUGUCCUGUAUA
Molecule: messenger RNA, 743 nt
Organism: Nanorana parkeri
Lineage: Eukaryota; Metazoa; Chordata; Amphibia; Anura; Dicroglossidae
Gene: SKP1
Product: S-phase kinase associated protein 1
Exons: 6
Coding region: 109-600 (163 amino acids)
Biological process (GO): SCF-dependent proteasomal ubiquitin-dependent protein catabolic process
Cellular component (GO): cytoplasm; nucleus
Molecular function (GO): cullin family protein binding
Source: RefSeq, a predicted model, not a curated record